AUGCCGGGCGGGAGCUGCUGGCUACAGGGCAUCUUUGAGUCUCCCCUCCAGCCCCAGGCGGACAUCAGGAGCUGGCGCCGUUUGUGGGCACAGAUGGACGGGGAGAGGACUAUGAAGCUGAGCCUGCAGUCUCCGUUCCUCAAGAAGCCCUCGUCAUCGGUGAGCUCCCCGUCCUCGCCGUCCUGGUCACUGGAGAUGCUGCUACGCCGGCUGCGCUCCAUUGAGGAGAAGCAGGAGGACAACUUCACCAGGGUGCUGGACGCUGUUGGAGAGUUCGGCCGCUUCCAGCGGAGGCUGACGGCCUUCACCUUCCUCCCCAGCAUGCUUACCGCCUUCUUCAUGUUCAUCGACCGCUUCUCGCUGGUGGACCAGCUGCCCUACUGCAACACCAGCUGGAUUCUGGCUGUUGGGCCUCAUCUGACUGUCGCCCAGCAGCUCAACCUCACCCUGCCCCGGGCACCCAAUGGCAGCUUCCAGCGCUGCCUUAUGUACGUGCCAGUGCCCUUGGACCUGGACACCAUCAUCCGCUUCGGCCUCAACCACACCGACAUAUGCCAGGAUGGCUGGAUUUACCCCGACUCCAAGAUAAGAUCGCUCGUCAAUGAGUUCGACCUCGUGUGUGACCAGCAACCAGACAAAGCACUGUUACAGGCCAUAUUCAUGGCAGGCAUCCUGACGGGGUCUUUCAUUUUCGGGUUCAUCUGUGACAAAAUGGGCCGCUACCUGACCAUCUUGCUGUCCCUGCUGGGCCUGGCCAUCUUCGGCUUCGGGACGGCCUUCGUGAGCAGCUUCCACCAGUACCUGUUCUUUCGCUUCGCCGUCUCCCAGGCCGUGGUGGGCUACACCAUCGGCAGCCUGUCUUUGGCCACGGAGUGGCUGGUGGGGGAGCAUCGGACCCACGCCAUUGUCCUGGCCCACUGUCUCAUCACCAUUGGUAUCGUGUUCCUGGUGGGGCUGGCCUACACCAUCCCCCACUGGCGGCUGCUGUUCUUGGUGGGCGGCGUGCCCAUCUUCCCUCUCAUCUGCUGCGUCUGGGUCCUCCCAGAAUCCCCUCGCUGGCUGAUGACCAGGGGGAGGAUAGAAGAGGCCAAACAAGUGCUGUGCUAUGCUGCCAGAGUGAAUAAGAGAACCAUUCCUCCAGGACUGCUCAACGAGCUGCAGCUGUCUGUGAAGAAGGUGCCGAAGGCCUCGGUGUUGGACUUCUACACCAACCGGCACCUGUACAAGGUGACCCUGGUGAUGGGCUGCGUGUGGUUCACGGUGAGCUACAGCCUGUACACGCUGGCCCUGCGGCUGCUGGAGCUGGGCGGCAUGAUGGCGCUCUUCGGCAAGAUAGCGCCCAGCCUCCUGGGCGUGCCCGCGCGGCUCUGCGGCCUCUUCCUCCUCGAGCAGUUCGGCCGCAAGUGGACGCUGGCGGUCACCUUCGUGCAGGCCACGGCGCUCUACCUGCUGCUGCUCUUCCUGCCGCCAGAGAUGACGUCCGUGAUUAUCUUGGUGGUAGUAUUUGGGCAUUUCAGUCUGGGGACUGCUAUCUCCGUGUUCUUCAUCUACACGGCUGAACUACUCCCCACUGUCCUCAGGGCCACGGGCCUGGGACUCAUGUUCGCCUCCUGGGCCGCAGGAGCCAUUACCUCUUUGAUCAUAACCAGCAACGUCAAAUCCCUCCUGCCUCUGUUUCUCUGCUGCGUCUUCUCCUCCAUGGCCCUGUGCUUCUCCGCCGUCCUGCCUGAGACGCAGGACCAGCCCCUGUGGGACACGCUGGAGCACUUCACCAAGUCGGGUUUCCAGAAGGAGACGCCCCAGUCCACCAGCGACUCCAGCUUCUGGAGGAGCAGGGAGGACUCGGUCCUGGUGCCGCCCAAGGACUCAGGCUCAGAUUACCUGUCGGAGGAGGCGGCCAAAAACACCAUCCUCAACGUGCAGAACCUCAAGAUGAGCUCCCUGGUCUCUAUCCCCUCCGAUGCCACCCUGGGGACCUUUGAAGCACUGAGCCAACCCAGACACAGCCAAGAGUCAGGAAGUAGUGCUCCCUGAGCACCAGUGCCCCCUCCCUCCCCCAUGACCUCAGGCUGGACUUGACCUUGGGCCCGUUGUACCAGGACUGACGGGAUGCCAGGCCAUCAUUUCUCAUUUUGGAACCUCCUCACUGGGCAGAGGUGGGGAGGGAGACUUGAGUUUGGAGGCUUGGCUCUCUCAAUCCAGAAUGGCC
Molecule: messenger RNA, 2209 nt
Organism: Dipodomys spectabilis (banner-tailed kangaroo rat)
Lineage: Eukaryota; Metazoa; Chordata; Mammalia; Rodentia; Heteromyidae
Gene: Slc22a14
Product: solute carrier family 22 member 14
Exons: 10
Coding region: 1-2034 (677 amino acids)
Biological process (GO): transmembrane transport
Cellular component (GO): membrane
Molecular function (GO): transmembrane transporter activity
Source: RefSeq, a predicted model, not a curated record